Miscanthus lutarioriparius is the source of this 1437-nucleotide messenger RNA. The record is from the annotation of a GenBank genome assembly. NCBI's taxonomy places the organism in Eukaryota, Viridiplantae, Streptophyta, Magnoliopsida, Poales, Poaceae.
AUGCCGGAGCUCCGCCUACCGAUAACCGCCCCGGCCGCGGCCGGGUCCCGCCGCCAUUCCCGGAGGCUACGGCGCCGCUGCCGCCUAAUCCUCCUCCUUGUCCUCUCCCUUGCCCUCCUCUCCCUCGCCUACCUCUCCUUUUCCUCCCAUGCCAACCUCCCAAUCCACGCAAUGCAUCAUGGCCUAUCUAAUAGGGAGAACCUUUUGAAGUGGAAUGGUCAGGGAUACAGCCCUGAUGUUACAAAUAUCUCUAUGACUAAAGUUGAGUUGGAACCCCCCAAAAGUCGAAAGAAACCACACAAGCGCUAUGCACCAUGCGAUAUUCAGUUUUUGCCAUCAGUUGAUGAUCUUGUGGAGCCUGUUCACUACGGGAAUUUUACACAGUUUUCUUUGAGCUAUAUAUUGAAGGAAAAAGUAUUGCUUGGUAAUGGCUUCUUCGAACCAGUGUUUGGUGGACACCAGAGUCUUGGGGAUAGAGAAGAGACAUACCAUGCUAAAGACCAAACCCUCCACUGCGGUUUUGUUAGAGGACCAGAUGAUUACCCUAGUACCGGAUUUGAUUUGGAUGAAAAUGAUAGAAGGUAUAUGGCUACCUGCCAUGUUGCUGUAUCAUCAUGUAUUUUUGGAAGCUCUGAUUACUUGAGGAGACCAACUAAAAGCAGGAUUGGCUCUUACGCUAAGAAGAAUGUGUGCUUCGUCAUGUUCAUGGAUGAGCUAACACUGGCAACCCUUUCCUCUGAAGGACACAUGCCUGAUGGAAAUGGAUUCAUAGGCUUAUGGAGAAGUGUCGUAGUUAAGAACUUACCAUACGAAGAUAUGCGAAGAGCUGGGAAGGUGCCAAAAUUUCUAGCUCAUCGACUCUUCCCAUCUGCCAUGUAUUCUAUAUGGUUGGAUAGCAAACUGCGCCUCCAUGCUGAUCCAAUGCUUAUCAUUGAGUAUUUCUUAUGGAGAAAGAAAGUAGAAUAUGCCAUCUCAAUGCACUAUGAUCGCUCUUGUGUAUGGGAGGAAGUACUCCAAAACAAGCGGUUGAACAAGUACAAUCAUACUGCUAUUGAUGAGCAAUUUCACUUUUACCAGUCUGAUGGUCUUGUCAAGUUUAAUAACUCUGGCCAACUGCCUGUUCUUCCAAGCUAUGUACCUGAAGGAUCAUUCAUUGUGCGUGCCCAUACACCAAUGUCUAACUUGUUUUCAUGCCUUUGGUUUAACGAAGUAAACCGUUUUACCUCACGUGAUCAAUUGAGUUUUACAUACACUUAUUUGAAGCUCAGGAGAAAUAAUCCAGGGAAACCUUUUCACCUAAAUAUGUUUAAGGACUGCGAAAGAAGAGCGAUAGCUAAACUGUUCCAUCACCGAACUAACGAGACUACAGAUCCACCAGCAGCUAAUCUUCGUUUGGACACGAUUCGUCAUUCAUACAAGGCUGAGACUGCCAUUUGA